Messenger RNA from Lycium barbarum (goji berry), 1075 nucleotides. RefSeq names its product MYB-like transcription factor EOBII. NCBI's taxonomy places the organism in Eukaryota, Viridiplantae, Streptophyta, Magnoliopsida, Solanales, Solanaceae. The transcript has 3 exons. The coding region runs from base 53 to 847 and encodes 264 amino acids. Gene Ontology annotation, cellular component: nucleus. The record is from RefSeq and is a predicted model, not a curated record. Gene Ontology annotation, molecular function: sequence-specific DNA binding; DNA-binding transcription factor activity. Gene Ontology annotation, biological process: regulation of DNA-templated transcription.
ACGAAUAUUAGUAUGAUUUUAUAAUAAAGUAAGUUAGGUUGAAAGCUCUCAAAUGUCGCAGUGCUUAACGACUAAAUUACUAGUAGCAAAUUUUAUUUUAGCCAACCCCUAUAAAUAUCUGGCCAACCACAUUAGUUCCUUGUCACAAAGUACCACAUAUCGUCACUCCUAUCCCAAUCUCAUCUUCCUCUCUCUCCUUUUUUUUUUUUUUUUCUCUCUCUUUAUCUCCUUUUUUUUUUUUAAAAAAAAAAAGAUGGAUAAAAAACCAUGCAACUCUCAAGAUGCUGAAGUGAGGAAAGGACCUUGGACUAUGGAAGAAGAUUUGAUUCUCAUUAACUACAUUGCUAAUCAUGGUGAAGGUGUUUGGAACUCCCUAGCUAAAUCUGCUGGUCUCAAACGUACCGGAAAAAGUUGUCGACUCCGUUGGCUUAAUUAUCUCCGGCCUGAUGUCCGGAGGGGCAAUAUUACACCUGAAGAACAACUUUUGAUUAUGGAACUGCAUGCUAAGUGGGGAAACAGGUGGUCAAAAAUUGCGAAGCAUUUGCCUGGAAGAACAGAUAAUGAGAUAAAGAACUAUUGGAGGACUAGGAUUCAGAAGCACAUUAAGCAAGGAGAAAACAUGAAUGGACAAGGAUCUUCAGAGCAAAAUAUGGAUCAUCAAGAAGGAAGCAGUAGCCAAAUAUCCUCUGCUGGUGUAGCAGAUACCAUAGAGACUUACUCUCCAACUUCAUACAAUGUAGGAAAUAUGGACACCAAUUUUCAAGCCCCUAAUUUUCUCCCUGAAACAAAUGACAACAUUUGGAGCAUGGAGGAUAUCUGGUCUAUGCAAUUGCUCAAUGGAGACUAAGUAUGUUGGAAUUUUUAUUUGAGUAAUUAAACCUUAGAUUGAACCCACUUAGUAAGUACUAUAAAAACUAAGCUGCUAGAUAUACAGCUACCAUAUAUAUAUAUAUAUAUAUAUAUAUAGUGCUAAAAAUUCCGCAUGAUAUAUCCCCCCAUAUGCUGGUUCCUAAGUGUUCAAUGUGUAAUAUGACGAACUCUUAAUAUAACCCUGUUCAUAUUAUUAAUAUAUAUA